Molecule: messenger RNA, 2078 nt
Organism: Desarmillaria tabescens
Lineage: Eukaryota; Fungi; Basidiomycota; Agaricomycetes; Agaricales; Physalacriaceae
Product: nucleotide-sugar transporter-domain-containing protein
Exons: 3
Coding region: 185-1795 (536 amino acids)
Biological process (GO): pyrimidine nucleotide-sugar transmembrane transport
Cellular component (GO): Golgi membrane
Molecular function (GO): UDP-galactose transmembrane transporter activity
Source: RefSeq, a predicted model, not a curated record
CCUCUUCUGUUCUAUCGUGAAGAGAAAAGAGUCAAAAAAUUGUCGUUGCCCAGCGCCGUUCUCCUUUUUCUUUGCUUUGGGCUCGUUUUUGUUAUCUUACAUUCUAGGUUGCGUUGCUGGCCUUAUUUUCCUCGACGUACCCUCUUUUGUCUCGUCCCAGUGCAGGCUUUGCCUAGAACUCGAGAUGUAUCACCGUCCGCUACCAACAGUUCGUUCCCCUUCGCCAUACGGCCAGUCAGGCUCGGUGCAGCACUCAGGUCCAAGGCUGACUCCGUUGCUACCAUCCGCGGGAAUGUCCUAUCCAAGCAAGGGAUCUCUGCCCGUCAAUGCCACCUCUUUUUCUGGCUCAUCCCAGGCUGAAUCCACGAGUGGACCAACCGUGUUCGGGAUGCCUUUGAAAUACGUAUCAUUGGUGACUCUUGCCGUGCAAAACGCUGCACUGUCCAUUGUGAUGCAUUAUUCGCGCGUAUCAACACCGCCUGCUCUCUCAUAUUCACCCGCUUCCGCCGUUCUCCUCAAUGAGCUACUCAAGGGCUCUAUAUCAUUCAUCAUAGCUCUUGCACGAGUGAGAGACCCUUCAGAGACUCCUUGGCGCCGCCGGUCAAUGUGGAACUUCCUUUGCUCCUGGCCGUACCCUUGGACGCCCGCAUUUUGGUCAUUAUGUGGAGAAAUCUUUAGUCCAGACUGCUGGAAACUGUCCAUUCCUGCCAUUCUAUAUGUGGUCCAGAAUUCUCUCCAAUUUGUCGCCAUAAGCAAUCUUCCCGUGGCAUCUUUCCAAGUGACGUACCAGAUGAAAAUCCUAACGACAGCGGCUUUUUCAGUUGCGCUUCUGCGAAAGAAGCUGAGCACGACAAAAUGGCUCUCCCUCUUUUUCUUGGCAAUUGGGGUGGGCAUUGUCCAGAUACAAACUGCCUCCGUUGGUCACGCCGCGCCGAAAAACACACCCGUAGGAAGUGCACACGAUUCGGCUCCUCUCCAUAUACAUGUUAUGAGUCCACUUAAGGGCUUUGGCGCUGUAACGGCAGCAUGUUUCACGUCAGGGCUUGCCGGUGUGUAUUUCGAGAUGGUCCUCAAAAACUCCAAAGCGGACCUCUGGGUGCGCAAUGUCCAAUUGUCACUCUUCUCCCUCAUUCCGGCUCUUCUACCCGUCCUGUACAAGACUUCUCCCUCGAAUUCCCAGGGAUUUACGUCUGAUUUGCUGCGUAACUUUGGAGGUUGGGCGUGGGCUACGGUCGCGAUUCAAGUAUUUGGAGGCCUGAUCACGGCUCUUGUUAUCAAAUACUCGGACAAUAUACUGAAGGGCUUUGCAACAAGUCUUUCAAUCGUCUUAUCGUUCCUGGCCUCUGUUGCGUUAUUUGAAUUUCGCAUCACGCCAUCUUUUAUUAUCGGCGCUUCGACGGUUCUUUGCGCAACAUGGAUGUACAACCAACCCGCCGAUCGUGAGCCUUUGUCUAUCGUUCUGACGAGCCAAUCAGGGAAAACCGUUCCAUUUCCCGGGACACCUGUAGCUUCGGACGAGCCUAUAUUAGGCCAGUUUCCUCUCAAGAAGAAGACCUCACCAUUUGGCAGUCCGCGUCUCAUUGCUAGCGCAUUUGGUCUAAGCAGUGGGGCCGAUGCCGCAGCUAUUGGACGGACGGAUGGAUUUUCAGACACUCUGGAUACAACAAGGUACAAUCAAGCACCUUACGGUUCCCCGUACCCCUCUCGACCCCCAUCCCGUGAUAGGUCGCGACCAUCAACGCCUAUCGCCAGAACUUCAUCCAAUUCCCUGCUACCCGAGGGUGGACUGUCAUAACACUGGUGGUUCAAUAUAACAUUCUGAUAUGACGAUAACUCGACCGUUUGUUGCCGAGGAUGAUAGACGAGCAAAACGACAUAUUGACAAGGAAUAUCAUGCCAGCCCUUUCCACCUCUUCGGUCUUUAUCUAUUCACAUUGACUUUCUUCCUCAUUUGCCACGAAUUUUCUAUACCCCUCAACUUAUUACUUUUAGACCGAUCAACGACGUAGCAUUGAAAGGAACUAUAGUACCCAUCUAUUCAUCCCCGUACAUAAUGAUCCACCUAUUGUCCCCCGUCU